UGGCGAGCACAAGCAGCGGGAAGCGAACACUUGUGUGUCUUCGUGCGUCGGCGCGAAGCACUCUACUUGUUGUUUCGCGAACUAUAAUUGAUGGUAUCUCGAGUAAGGUUGUGUCGGCUUGUUUUCCCCGAAGAAGACAUCACCUGAGUAAUCUUGUGGGUCGUAUAGGAUCGCCUCGGAGAUUCCUGCCAGCUCAAGGGCAGUUGCUGGAACGUGCAACGUGAUCGCUCGCUACAGAUCUUCGACAGAUGGAUUGGCAUAACGUCUGGAUCAGGUAGGGUAGCUACCACGCAUCACAGAUAUUAUCCUUGUGUCGCAUCUUUCGUCUUCGUCGCAGCCUGUGGUGAUUUUUCAUCAACGUUGUUCAUGUCGCCUCCACCAUAUACUGUGGGUUGGGUAUACAACCUCAAGACCAUACCUACUUCGAGUGAUGCGAGAGGCAUCAUCGCUCUUGCAGUAGUGUUCCCUCUGCUGGCCAUCCUGUUCGUGGGGUUCAAGUUCAAGAUUCGGUGGAAGACGAUUGGCUCGGUCGGAGGAGAUGAUAUUGCCCUAGCCAUCAGUUGUGGCCUGAACAUCGGAUACAGUGCAGCAGCAAUUUACCAGACAAAAUGGGGACUCGGACUGAAUGCAGCAGAUUUCCCGCCCGAAAAUGCAGUGCCUUUUAGUCGAACACAAUUCGCAGGGGGGCCACUGUACUGUCUCACUGUCCUAGGAUUCAAACUAUCGCUGCUCAUAUCCUACCUUCGGGUGGCAGGAUUCAACCGCACAUAUGCCACAAUCGUUUGGGUGGUCAUGGGUUCGGUCAUUGUAUGCCAAAUACUGUUCACCAUCUUGCUAUCUGCCGGCUGCCGACCAAUCGCGAAGCAAUGGGACCCGAGCAUACCCGGUACAUGUCUCAAUGCGCUGCCGAUAUAUUUUGCGCUUGGAGGAACAAGUCUAGGAUGGGACUUGAUCAUCAUCAUCUUGCCCUUUCCCAUCUUGCGCAGACUCCAUCUGGAUUGGCAGAGAAAGCAGGUAGCGCUCCUCGCUGUUUUCAGCUUAGGAUUUUUCGUCACUAUCGUCCAAGCAAUCCGGUUGACAAGCAUCGCAAAGCUUGCGACAUACACGGACUCGAAAGGGUCUAUCCAGUGGUCCGCUGUUGAGAUCAACCUUGGAGUUGUCGUAGCAUGCGUGCCGACGUUUGGCCCAUUGGUGAAACGCUGGGGCCAAAAGGUGUCUCGCGGCUCCCGAUCGAAGGUAUCGAAGUUGGCAGGAUCGUCGCGAAGAAAGACCAACGAGACACGCAGUCGUCUUCCUGCAGACAUGAGCCGGAGCUGGAAAGGGCCAACAGUAGCAGAGGACGAGAUCGAGCUGUGGACAUCGACGAAUCGAAUCGUAGGAGGGGCUUCAAGGAUGCAAAGUUCAGCAGCCGCAUCCGAGAAUGACGAUGACGGCAAGCAGAGUGGCUCACAGUCCUUGCACGAGCAGCAGAUUCGAGUGCAGCGCGAUGUCACGGUCCGACUCGACGAGAUUGGAUUGCAGCAUAUCUGACAGUAUGUCGUGAAUGCAGGAAAGAGGCAGGAGUCGCUGUCCGCAAUGACAUGCCGACUGAUUUGUGUCGCUCUUUCUUCGAAUGCUGAGUGUGUGCGGCCGGGCAGGGCGGCGCGGAGCUCGGGAGGCGGCAGCGCGAGCGGAAGCUCUGAAGCCGGAGUCGAGGAAAGGAAGAGGCAACUGCCGUCGACGCUCGUUGAGGUGCACGAGAGUCGGUUGUCGAGGGCCGGAGACAGACGGUGCAAGGCGCAUCACUCAACAGCGACGUGGAGCUCCGGCUGUUGCGACCUGCGACUUGCGGCCAUUUCCCCGGACGGCCUGUCCCGUCUUGCCGAGUCGACGUGGUCAUUCGUCUUCUGCUUCUACUUCCACCCUCUCCCUGUCUGCGCUCGACAUCUCUUUCCGUCAUCGCUUGGGU
Molecule: messenger RNA, 1948 nt
Organism: Aureobasidium subglaciale EXF-2481
Lineage: Eukaryota; Fungi; Ascomycota; Dothideomycetes; Dothideales; Saccotheciaceae
Exons: 5
Coding region: 367-1530 (387 amino acids)
Source: RefSeq, a predicted model, not a curated record